AUGAAGUUCACCGCUACCUUCGUCGCCCUUGCCGGCCUGGUCGCCGCAAUGGCUGAUGCCUCCCCUACGGAAAAGCGAGCCUGUGCUCUACCUUCGACGUACAAGUGGACUUCGUCUGCACCCCUUGCCCAGCCUGCUAACGGCUGGGCUAAUCUCAAGGACUUCACUCACGUUCCUUACAACGGACAGCAUCUGGUUUAUGCUACCUACUAUGGCAACGGCAAGUACAGCUCCAUGGGCUUUACUCCCUUCUCGUCAUGGUCCAACAUGGCCACGGCCACUCAGACUGGUAUGUCGCAAGGUGCGGUUGCGCCAACGCUGUUCUACUUCCGCCCAAAGAACAUCUGGGUGCUCGCCUCGCAGUGGGGUGUCGCGCAGUUCACUUACAGGACGAGCAGCAACCCGACCAAGGUCAACGGCUGGUCAUCGCCCCAGCCAAUGUUCUCGGGCUCCAUCUCGGGUUCCAACACGGGUCCCAUUGACCAGACCGUCAUCGGUGACAGUACCUCGAUGCACCUCUUCUUCGCUGGCGACAACGGCAAGAUCUACCACUCCAAGAUGGCCAUUGGUAACUUCCCUGGUGCCUUCCCUGCCGCUUCCGAGGUGGUGCUCAGCGACACGCCUCUGAAGAUCUUUGAGGCCGUUCAGGUCUACACGGUCUCGGGUACCAACCAGUAUCUCAUGAUCGUCGAGGCUCAGGGCAACAGCGGGCGCUACUUCCGUUCGUUCACCGCCACCAGCCUUGAUGGUCCUUGGACUGUCCAAGCUGGAUCCGAGAGCGCUCCCUUUGCUGGCAAGGCCAACAGCGGUGCCAGCUGGACCAACGACAUCAGCCAUGGCGACAUUAUCCGAUCCAACCCGGAUCAGACCAUGACCAUCGACCCUUGCAACCUGCAGCUGCUCUACCAGGGCCGAAACCCGAGCGAUAGCGGCAGCUACGACGCUUUGCCGUACCGCCCCGGUCUCCUCACCCUCGUUUAA
Molecule: messenger RNA, 981 nt
Organism: Sporisorium graminicola
Lineage: Eukaryota; Fungi; Basidiomycota; Ustilaginomycetes; Ustilaginales; Ustilaginaceae
Exons: 1
Coding region: 1-981 (326 amino acids)
Biological process (GO): L-arabinose metabolic process
Molecular function (GO): alpha-L-arabinofuranosidase activity
Source: RefSeq, a predicted model, not a curated record